UAGAGAAAAAACGGUAUGCCCUAUAUAAAAAGUGAUGGUCUAGUCUUGUGACACAAAAUAGUAUUGUGACACAAAAUAACACUUUCUUUUCCUAUCUUCCAAUACCGUGAAAGAGAGGUCAGAGACUGAGAGAGACUCAGACUUGGGUGCUAUUCACUGAGGGAAUCAACUUCACAGAGAGAGAGAGAGAGAGAGAGAGAUCUGUAUGUGUCAGCUAUGAAGGCCGUGCAAUUGGAUGAAUCUGUACACAAACAUGAAAAACUAGAAGAGGGUUAUGCUAAUAUGGAAGACCAACAGGCUUUUGCCUGGUUUUCUAAGCCCAUGGUAGGAUCCAAGAAGCCAAGGACGUCUAUAAGCAAUAAACCAAAGAAGGCUAUCAUUGAUCAUUUGUACAAAAGUGAUGAUGUCAAGUCCUCUGCCAUGGAGCUAGCGGAAGAGGUUCAAGCAUAUCUAGCAGCUGACACCCCUAGCUUUGUUAAAUUAAUGCUUCCCUCACAUGUUACUCGUGGAUUUUGGCUGGGUCUACCAAGAGAUUUUUGCAAAGAUUACAUGCCGUGCCAUGAUUCGAUAAUUACACUGGUAGAUGAAAGAGGGGAAGAAUUUGAAGUAAUUUAUCUAGAGGCUAGGAAGGGACUGAGUGGUGGCUGGCGAAGUUUUUCCAUUGCGCAUAGAUUAUGUGAGAGAGAUGUUCUAGUAUUUCAGUUGGUCCUGCCUUUCAAGUUGAAGGUGUACAUAGUUAGAGAAAUUCGUUUAACUGAAGUAGAUGGAGCUGUUGGGCUGAUGAAAUUAGCUCGCUCGUAAGAGGAUCAAAUUUUGUAACUGCUGCGGAAAAGCAUUCGAAACCAUCUCCGAUUGAAAAGAAUAGCAGGAAGGUAUUGGAUGAUACAAAUGCCAGGAUCGUUUGGAAAAGUCCAGUGUGAAAAACUCAGGCAAUUGGGAAGAAAGCAGAUUUUCAUGAGCUGUUCAUGAUUGCAAUCAAGUGAAAAGCUUUAAGAGUACUUCAACCAAUUUUUUUGAACGUUUAUAUGUAGAUGUUAAGGUCCCAAGUCAUCUUUUAUACACCCAUUAGGCAACUGUAAUUUUGCCAUGAACAGGGUGAUAGCCAUUGGAAAUAUUGUACAUAAUAAGUGCUUGUAAUCACAGGAGAACUUGCUAUAAUUUGAAAUGAUAUAAGUACAAAUUUUCUAA
Molecule: messenger RNA, 1188 nt
Organism: Quercus robur (English oak)
Lineage: Eukaryota; Viridiplantae; Streptophyta; Magnoliopsida; Fagales; Fagaceae
Product: B3 domain-containing protein At5g42700-like
Exons: 6
Coding region: 217-801 (194 amino acids)
Molecular function (GO): DNA binding
Source: RefSeq, a predicted model, not a curated record